AUGGAUCCUAAACUUUGGUUGCUUGUAGAAUAUGUCGAAGAUAAAAGUGCGUUUUCUAAUUAUGGCGUUAUAAAUACUAAUAAUAUCAUCCAACACGAGGCCGAUCUUAACAAUGGGAAUGCUAUUUUCGUCAGAGAUAAAAACAAUGGUGCACUCAAGGACCAAGUACUUAGGAUAUCUGAAAGCAAACGAUACGUAAAGGAUUUCAAAAUAACGUUGGAGAGACAAGACAAUCAAGUGAAGAAUGUCGUUACUUUGUGCAUGAAUACCAUCAAAGAAACGAAGACUGGCCAACUGUUAUUAGACCAUCAGGAAGGACGAUCUUUGAAUGCCUUAAAUAGAACAUGCAAGCUUCAGAACAAGUUGAAACGAGUUCGAGUGAUAGCCAUAGUGAUGAAGAGUGCCAGCAAGGUUAUGGUCUUAUAUGGAUUGGAAAGAAGCGAAAGUCCACAAAAAAAGAAAAUAUCGACCCAGAAUUUGCAUUCACCGAGUACUAGCCCUAAAGCUAAAACAAUCGCUGAGCGAAAAUCGUGGAAGUUGUCGCCAGGAAGGAAAAACCGAAAAACCAGUCCAGUCCCCAAUGCGAAAAUAACAUACAAUGUAGCAAGCCAAACGAAUAUCGUAGUAGAUAUACCUAAUAAGGAAAAAAUGGGGAAAGUAAUUAAAGAAUUACAUUCCAAAAUCGAGGUUCUGGAAGCGGAACUUCAAACCAGAGAGCCAGAGACCCUCUCAGUUCCAGAAGCCACUCGAACAAAUGACUGA
This is a messenger RNA of Danaus chrysippus (African queen), 762 nucleotides long. The record is from the annotation of a GenBank genome assembly. Lineage: Eukaryota; Metazoa; Arthropoda; Insecta; Lepidoptera; Nymphalidae.